UGGACAGUGUGAUGUCACAAAGGUAUCGUCCCUGCCCGCGUUCCCCCGGGUAUAAAACGUCCGCUGCCCCCAGGGCAUAGUAUCAGUUGCUGCUCAAGCACGCAAGGAUCCACAUUUCCAAUACAAUGGCCCGCAUCAGCGCCCUUCUCGCCGUUUUCGGCACCCUGAUCGCCAGCAUCUCCACCGCCGCAGCUCUACCACUGGUCGCCGCCGCCGCCCCUGUGGCCUACAACGCCGCUCCCCUGGUGGCGAGGGCCGCCUUUCCCUACGCUGCCGCCUACUCUGCCGCUCCCGUUGCCUACUCCCCCUACGCCUACCCCGCCCCCGCGCUCGCUGCCUACGCCGCUCCUGGUGUGGCUCCUUUGGCAUACUCCGCUCCCGCUGUGGCAGCUGCUGCUCCCGUCGUGGCCAAGGCUGCCGUCACCACCCCCUUCGCUUACUCUGCCGCCCCCGUCGCCUACUCUUCUCCUGUAGUGGCCGCCGCGCCCGCCCCCGUCGCCUACUCUGCGCCCGUCGUCGCGGCUCCCGCCGCCCCCGUCGUCGCCGCCAAGGCUGUCGCUCCCGUUGCCUACAGCGCUCCCGUCGUGGCCGCCCGCACCGAGGACGUCGACGCCAACCCCCAGUACACCUUCGCCUACUCCGUGCAGGACGGCAUCACUGGCGACUCCAAGGCCCAGGAGGAAUCCCGCGAUGGUGACGUCGUGCGCGGCUCCUACUCGCUGAUCGAGCCCGACGGUGUCCGCCGCACCGUCAGCUACUACGCCGACUCCAUCAACGGCUUCAACGCCGUCGUGCAGCGUGACGUGCCCGUCGUGGCCGCCGCCGCCCCCGUCGCCGUCACCCCCGCCAAGGUCGUUGCCGCCGUCUGAGCCGAUCCGCACUUCACCCCUAACCGCCAUCCUCACCCUUCUCUACAAUCCGAAGUUCCCGCGCCCAGCGUAAUGUGGUAGAGGGCCCGUCCCUUUGAUCUGCGAUUUGUUUUGUUUUUGUGUACCUUUUAAUUUCUAAUAAAAUGCUUGAACGAA
Cloeon dipterum is the source of this 1025-nucleotide messenger RNA. RefSeq names its product cuticle protein 21-like. The coding region runs from base 126 to 869 and encodes 247 amino acids. The record is from RefSeq and is a predicted model, not a curated record. Gene Ontology annotation, cellular component: extracellular matrix. The transcript has 2 exons. NCBI's taxonomy places the organism in Eukaryota, Metazoa, Arthropoda, Insecta, Ephemeroptera, Baetidae.